Colletotrichum lupini is the source of this 858-nucleotide messenger RNA. RefSeq lists its product as uncharacterized. The transcript is spliced from 9 exons. Lineage: Eukaryota; Fungi; Ascomycota; Sordariomycetes; Glomerellales; Glomerellaceae. The record is from RefSeq and is a predicted model, not a curated record. Bases 1 to 858 code for a protein of 285 amino acids.
AUGCUCCUACUCAACGUAACCCAACGAGGCGUCGAGAAGAAGGGUGAACGUCUGCGCACCUCAAAUCAGAUCCAUCCUUCCAUCACCAUGCUGCCCGGGGCCCAGGGCCUUUCCCCCCAUCCACCAGGCCAGUACCAGGAGGGACCCAGUCCACACAUUCGCUCUUGCCUGUUGAAGGGAGACCCGGACGAGGCGCUGGACGGGGCAAAGGCCCCAGGAUGCGUGUGGGCUCUGAGGCAGGGGAGGCCUGUCAGCGGAAGGGGAGUUUGCCAGGGUUACUUGACCAAGGCCAUUCAAUCGGGUAUCACCGCCGAAGGGAAGAAAAAAAAAGCACCGACCAACCCUGGUUCAUUGGGCAAAGGAGACAAGACGAGGCAGGAGGCACAUCAUUGCCCGGAAAGAGAAGGCCAGAAGACAACCGGUGACCAAUGGAAGCCAAGCGAUGGAAUAUGCAGAGGUUUGGACAUUUCACAGAUACAGCUGUACAAAGACACGCUGAAGCUACACCAGUCACCAGCACCGCGGGCGGGUACCGGUGGAGGCAUGCGAGGCGGGGAGGGGAGUCUUUGCUGCGGUUGGGCUGUAGCCUGCGGUAACGUGGUUGCACGGGACUUUCGGCUUGCUAAGGAAGCCGAGUACCCUCCUGAGACUGGAGUCGAGGCAGGCCAGAAGAACCAGAGCAUCCUAUCGGGCUUCAGCUUGGAGGGCACGGAAGGCUGGCUUAGCAAUCAACAAGCGGCAGAAGAAAGGCGGGAAGACGAAAUGGAAGACGGAUGGAAGACGGGAUGGAAAGGAGACAGAAGGGAGGGGAGUUGGGACACAGCCGUAGUGAAGGAAAAGGGGUGGGACAAGCCGUGA